CGAGGGUUCCGCCGUUAUACUCAGAGAGUCGUCUGGGCUGCGGUUUAACACUAAUCGGGAGCUGACUCUUCGGACUCCUGCACUACCCUCUGUUACAGCGAGCGGACCGCUCCUGGCCCUUCCUCCUGGAGAUCAAGUAUGUCUUCCAAGUUACUGCAGGCAACAGUUUUACCAAAUACUUUGCUACUUAUGACGAGUUGCCCUCUUCCCAUCUUUCAAUAAGAUCGCUUUGCUGCCUGCCCUCCAAGUCACUAAGCCCGGAAGCUGGAUGGAUGUCUAUGAAGGGUCUACCACUGUGAUCCUCGGGGUGACCUCCUCAGUGCCCUCCCUGCCACUCCCCAACGUCCUCCUGAUGGCCAACGUCACCUGGCCCCAGGGUCAGUUUUCCUCCUGGACCACACCUGACUGUGCUCCCGUGGUCACCCUCAGCAGGAUUCUCCCCCUGAAGUUUGUGGAGCUACAAAUCUAUGACCGGCUCCAACGCAUCCUGCGGGUUAGGACAGUGACUGAAAAGAUCUACUACCUGAGGCUCCACGAAAAACACCCAGAAGCUGUGUUUCAGUUCUGGAUCCGCUUGGUGAAAAUUCUGCAGAAAGGUCUGUCCAUCACCACCAAAGACCCGAGAAUCCAGUUCACUCACUGCCUGGUGCCCAAAAUGUCCAACAGCUCCACUAGAACAACACCUGAAAGCAGCCUCUCGUCAUCCACUCAGCCCAGCGAAAACUUCAUGCUGUUGGUGGCUGAGCAGACCAGUGACAGUUUCUCAAAUAUCUCAGGAAGACCCCAGCUCACAGCAGACAGUAACACCAACGUUGCCAUCAAAACAGACAAAUUGGACAGCUACAAGAUACCUUCCCCAGUGGCAUCUCCAAUCAACUUGAAUAUACCCAUGAGAGCCGCCUUGAGCCACAGCCUCUGGGAACAAGAGAAUCCAGAUGGGCACCUCCUGCAAGCUCCUGUUGCCAGUUCCCUAGGAGAGAACUUUUUGGGACCCUGACACCUAGCCCAAACAGGGUGAUCUUCCCUAGCUUCAUUCCGUGAACUUGCAACAACCUCCUAUAAUGCUGUUUUCCCACUGUGGGCCAAAGACCAUGGGAGAGGUAUGAUGAUGUUUAUAACAAAGUGCUGCUGUACUUCCACCAAUAAACCUCCAAGUGAGUUCCUAA
Molecule: messenger RNA, 1166 nt
Organism: Mirounga angustirostris (Northern elephant seal)
Lineage: Eukaryota; Metazoa; Chordata; Mammalia; Carnivora; Phocidae
Gene: GARIN1A
Product: golgi associated RAB2 interactor 1A
Exons: 6
Coding region: 269-997 (242 amino acids)
Cellular component (GO): nucleus
Source: RefSeq, a predicted model, not a curated record